Sugiyamaella lignohabitans is the source of this 627-nucleotide messenger RNA. RefSeq names its product Cpd1p (gene CPD1). Bases 1 to 627 code for a protein of 208 amino acids. The record is from RefSeq and is a predicted model, not a curated record. The transcript has a single exon. Gene Ontology annotation, molecular function: 2',3'-cyclic-nucleotide 3'-phosphodiesterase activity. Lineage: Eukaryota; Fungi; Ascomycota; Dipodascomycetes; Dipodascales; Trichomonascaceae. Gene Ontology annotation, biological process: cyclic nucleotide metabolic process.
AUGCCCAAAAAAGGGUCUCCUUUGUACGAUGCGCUGAAAGCGACAAUUGACAGUCUGAAGACGCUGUUUGACGACGGGGUCAUAUUUCUUCCACAUCUCACAAUCACCUCGGAUAUCCACUGUCACAACCAGGCUCAAGUCGAUAGCAUUCUCGACACGGCAUUGGCUGCGUCGAAAGCAGUCCCCCAGAUCCCGGUGAUCGUAGAUGGACUGGUCUAUGGCAGUCUAUAUUUCAAAAAAGUGUUCUUAUCAGUGGUACCAGCACCAGAACUGGUGUCUCUGGCCAGGAUAUGCCGCGAGGAGUUUGUCACUGCUCCAAUGAUUGCAUCUUCAGAAAAAAACUACUCAGCCCUUUCGCAAGAAGAACGGGAUUCUCUAAGUAAACAAGCGGCUCAAAUUGCCAACGACUGGGCCCGAGACGAAUACAAACCACACGUCAGUCUCGCGUACUCGAACAUGUACCCCGUGGAUGAGGCUCUUCAGGGAACGAUAGACAUGCGACUCACCGACACCUUCGGCGAGCAUUACGCUACCCGCGGCAUUGGCUGGACCGGCGGCCGGCUCGCUCUCGUUCGCUGCGAGGGCAAUGUCGAGGACUGGGUGGUUCUAGGGCACCGCGAUAUCUGA